AUGUCAACAUGGAUACAGUUUUUGAGGAUAUUAAAUGGCUUCAAAACAUAUUAAGAACUUUCAAUUAAGAUAUGCUUGCUAAGUUUGUAAAUUUUGUUACCGGUAAUAUAUUAAAGCAUCUUUAGGAACAGACCUUACACUAGCUGGAGGAUUUAAAAAUUUAACAAAACCAAUCUGAAUUUAAAUAACUGAUAUCAAUUGUAAAUUACUAGAAAGCAUAUACAUGGUAUAAUCCUAUAGUAUUUUACAAAGUUAAAAAUUCUUAGUAAUUCCAGCUUAUGAUUCUGAAGAGAACCUUUAAGAGAAAAAUUAGAAUUAGCCAUGA
This is a messenger RNA of Paramecium sonneborni, 325 nucleotides long. The record is from the annotation of a GenBank genome assembly. Lineage: Eukaryota; Ciliophora; Oligohymenophorea; Peniculida; Parameciidae.